AUGGGACAGAUCAGCGCGUCCUCGGUUUCCCAGCGCGUUCCCUGCGCCCCAGGGAGAAAGAAGGGAACCGGGAGCGGGGGUGAAUUCUCCCGGCGAUUCGAGCGCGCACCGAGAGCGGGCCCGGCGCCUCCCCCCGCGCCCCGUCCUGCGGCCCCGAGCGCGGCUCCUCCACGUGUGCUCCCGGCACGUGGAACGGCGACAUCCCAAAAAAGCCACCGCGGCCGCGGCGCUGUCACAGCCGGGGGCGGCGGGGAGGCGACAGGGCGACACCGCCGGGCCGGGAACGCGGGGAGCGGCCGCAGCCGGGGCACCGGGCGGGAUCUGGGGAAUGCGUGGGGAAUAUUCCUCCUGGAAAGAGCCGCCCGGCCCCGGGGCUGUCGGAGCCGUGCGGAUGUGGCGCCUGGGGACGCGGCCGGUGGUGGCCCUGGGGACAGGGGCACCGGGGGCCGUCCCCUUUGUCGCACGGCCGCGAUUCCCCGCUGCCGCCGUGCCCCAGUUUCCCCGGCCCUGCCUCGCAGCUCCGCGGGCAGAUGGAGGCGGGCGGGAGCCUGUCCCCAUUCCCACGGGAGCGCCGCCAUCUGUCCCCUGCUCGGGGACAUUCCCAGCGCUCCCAGUGCGAGCGGCCCCCGCCCACUGGGGAGGGAGGGGAACGCCGAGCCGGGGGCUGUGGGCUCCCUGCGCGGACUGGGAGCGGCUGGGGGGCUGCAGGUGCCCCCCAGGUGUGGGAUCCCCCCCCGGUGGGUCCUCCCCCCCCAGCCUCACUUGCAUUUUUUACUCAUUUCUACAUUAACUGCGAUUUUUGGCGUUUGUUUAUUUAGGGGAGGGGGGACACUGCGGGGACACUGGGUGGCUCCUGCUGCCACAAGAGCCCUGCCAUGGUUCAACCACCACAAAGAGCCCAGAAGAGUCUCCUUCCUCCCCUCCCUCCCUCCCUUCCUCUUCCUCCCUCCCUCCCUUCCUCUUCCUCCCUCCCUGCCCUUCCUCCUCAUUAAAGGGAAUAAAUAGAAUAGAAAUAAAUAGAAUUAAAUGGA
Messenger RNA from Motacilla alba alba, 1031 nucleotides. Its product is annotated as translation initiation factor IF-2-like. The record is from RefSeq and is a predicted model, not a curated record. The transcript has 4 exons. Lineage: Eukaryota; Metazoa; Chordata; Aves; Passeriformes; Motacillidae. The coding region runs from base 1 to 1005 and encodes 334 amino acids.